AUGGCUGUGAAUGGAAUCAACGGUGUCAAUGGGACACGUUCAAAGCAUGAUAUUUCGACGUUGAAGGUGAACCGGUCCCGGUUGAUGGAUGCUAUCCAUACAGGAUGUAAAUAUGGCGCAGCUCAUCGAUAUGGAGAUCACCCUACGGAGACCGGGAUGGCCAGGCUAAGUCUGAAUGAUGCCGACAAGCAAAUUCGCGACUGGUUCAUGGCAGCUGCCGAAUCAUUGAAUUGUAAGACCAGUGUUGACCAGAUGGGAAACUUGUUUGCCAUUAGACCGGGCAAAAACUCUUCGGCGCCUCCUAUCAUGAUGGGUUCUCAUCUCGACACUCAGCCAACAGGUGGAAGGUAUGAUGGCAUUCUUGGUGUCAACGCCGGUUUGGAAGUACUCAGAGUGUUGCAUGAGAAUAACGUCGAGACUGAAGGAAGUAUCGGUGUUGUCAACUGGACGAAUGAAGAAGGCGCUCGCUUUCCGAUGAUGGCUGUCUCGUCUGGUGUGUGGGCCGAGGCUGUCCCUCUGGAGACCGCUUGGGACCUCGCUGAGGUAUCUCCCGGCGAAGAUGGUCAACGACGGACCAUGAAGCAGGAACUCGAGAGAAUCGGCUAUCUUGGGCCACAACCCGCGUCUUACAAGGCCAUGCCCAUAGCCAGUCAUUUUGAACUCCAUAUCGAACAAGGUCCGAGUUUGGAGAUCGAAAAACGGAAGGUUGGGGUGGUGAAAGGUGUGCAAGCAUUUAAGUGGUUCGAAAUCACAGUCAGGGGCCGUGACACACACGCUGGCACAACCCCGUUUCCUGCUCGAAUGGAUUCCAUGCUAUGUGCGGCUAAACUUAUUGUCGAAUCCAACGCCAUUGCAAAGAAGCACGGUGGCCUGGCGACGACUGGAAUCUUGACCGGUCAGCCGGGCUCUAUCAAUACCAUGGCUCACACCGUUACCUUUACCCUGGAUAUCCGGCACACGGUGGACGAGAAGCUCUCUGAGAUUGAAAAGUCGUGUCGGGAGGCAUUCUCAAGGAUCUCAGAGAAGGAAAGUGAAAAGGGCUGCAAGAUUGGAUGGAAGGAGCUCGUCGACAGCCCAGCCGUGAAUUUCCACCCUGAUUGCAUUGCCGCUGUCGAAGCUAGCGCUAAAGAUGUUUGUCAAGACCUGCCCAUGACUGCAGAAGAUGGAGAGCUGUGGAGAUAUAUGAUCAGUGGAGCUGGCCAUGACAGUUGCUAUACGAGUCGCCGCUGUCCAACGAGCAUGAUCUUCACCCCGACCAAGGACGGAGUCAGUCAUAACCCUCAAGAGUAUUGUAGCCCUGAAGAUUGUGCUAUUGGUACCCAAGUACUACUUGGGGCCGUGCUGAGAUAUGACAGGCUGCGGGCUGAUAGAGGAGAUUUUGACUGA
Messenger RNA from Rhinocladiella mackenziei CBS 650.93, 1386 nucleotides. RefSeq lists its product as uncharacterized. The transcript has 4 exons. Gene Ontology annotation, molecular function: hydrolase activity, acting on carbon-nitrogen (but not peptide) bonds, in linear amidines. The coding region runs from base 1 to 1386 and encodes 461 amino acids. NCBI's taxonomy places the organism in Eukaryota, Fungi, Ascomycota, Eurotiomycetes, Chaetothyriales, Herpotrichiellaceae. The record is from RefSeq and is a predicted model, not a curated record.